AUGCAAUUCACUUCCUUCUUCCUUCUACUUCUCGGCGCCACUACCGUCCUUCCCGCCCCAGUUGACAUUGACUUGUCCGAGGUGGCUUCUCCCUUGGUAAGAUCAUGGAUCUUAGAAGCGUUUACAUAAUUGCUGAUGUGAUUUACCAGUCUUCACUCAAUAAACGGGAACCCACAACACCAUUAAGCGAAUUUCUCCAUACAGUCCAUACAAGAGGUAAGGGCAAGGGCAAAAAUGGCGACAACGAUAAUGAUGGCAUCCCCAAUGCCCUCGAUGAUGAUAGCGAUAAUGAUGGCGUCCUCAAUGCCCUCGAUAAUGACAGCGAUAAUGAUGGCGUCCUCAAUGCCCUCGAUAAUGACAGCGAUGAUGACGAUGUUGGAAACAACAAUAAAAACUGCAGCAACAACAGAGCACUGUGUAACCCCAAUCAAGGGGCUUGCAGUCGCUCCGGGUCCAAUGACGCCACCAACUGCUGCUGUGUUUGA
This is a messenger RNA of Hymenoscyphus albidus, 485 nucleotides long. The record is from the annotation of a GenBank genome assembly. NCBI's taxonomy places the organism in Eukaryota, Fungi, Ascomycota, Leotiomycetes, Helotiales, Helotiaceae.